Molecule: messenger RNA, 1314 nt
Organism: Scomber scombrus (Atlantic mackerel)
Lineage: Eukaryota; Metazoa; Chordata; Actinopteri; Scombriformes; Scombridae
Gene: dcdc2b
Product: doublecortin domain containing 2B
Exons: 12
Coding region: 1-1314 (437 amino acids)
Biological process (GO): intracellular signal transduction
Cellular component (GO): microtubule organizing center; microtubule
Source: RefSeq, a predicted model, not a curated record
AUGGCUGCCGGCACUGCAGCCACAACUCUUCUACCUCCGGUGAAGAGCGUGGUGGUGUACAGGAAUGGAGACCCCUUCUACAGUGGACGGAGGUUCAUAGUUAACCAGCGACAGGUGGUCACUAUGGAGGCCUUUCUAAAUGAAGUGACCCAGAACAUUGGUGCUCCGCUUGCCGUCAGGACUCUGUACACCCCCAGACAGGGCCACAGGGUCAUAGAGCUUCAGGACCUUCAGACAGGAUCCCAGUAUGUUGCUGCUGGUUUUGAAAGGUUCAAAAAACUGGAUUACCUGAAUGCAGGGAUGAAAAAGCAGCCCGCUGCCCGUGAAGAAACUCAGGCAAAAAUAAUCCAGAGGCCAAAUGUUUCAGCCAGAUGGAGGAAGUUCAUACCUGUACCUUGCAUUAUACAUGUUUUCCGAAAUGGAGAUCUCCUGUGUCCGCCAUUCCGAUUCAUCAUCCCACGGAGCAUGCAGCAGGACCUGGAGCAGAUCCUGAGUCUGGUCACAGAGAAAGUCAGCUUACGGACCGGAGCUGUACGCAGGUUGUGCUCCUUGGAAGGAGCGACUGUGUCUUCAGUUGGGGAGCUGGAGACUGGCCACUGUUAUGUUGCCGUGGGUACAGAAAGGUUCAAGAAACUUCCAUAUGUGGAGCUGCUGGUUUCAAAAGCCACAGAGAGGUAUUACCCAGAAAAGAGAAGGAUAUUGAGGAGGGCGACGAACAGGAAAGCAGGGAGUGGCCCAGAAGACCAGUACAGUGACUCCGCUCUCCUCGAGUCUCCAGAGAUGUCCGACGGGCGGAGGGUUAAGUCAACAGGAGAUGAAGCUGCAGCUCCACAAUCCAUACAGCAGACGACUGGGAGAGAAGGGGCCGAUGAGACAUCCAUGUUUUUCGCCAGGCCAGUCAAGAUCCGCAAAAACCGAGGGCAGCCAAGACCACCACUCAGCAAUGGAUCUGUCCAGCACAGCAUGUUUAAAAGGGGAGCACGGCAGAGGAGAGAGGAGGUCAGAGGAGCUGAGGAGGUGCAGGAGGAUGAGAAUACAGCUACAGAGCUUCCUGUUGACCAGAGAGUAGCAGAAAUAGUGGAGGAUGAGGAACAAAACCACACAAAUGAUCUGCACAGCACACAGCAGGUGUUGGACGUGGAACAGAAGACAUUAAGAGAUACUCAGGAUAUGACAGAAAAUACUGCAAGAGCUGAAGAGUCUACUGAUGAAAUAUUGGACUCCCCAUCAAUACAACUGGAGCAGAACCAUCAUCAAGAGGGAGCAGUGGCCAAAGAGAACAGUGGCUUCAUCAAAGAGGACACGUCAUCAUAA